AAUUGUGCCGAAAAUGCUGAUUGGUUUGCUGUCCCAUCAUGGUGGACUUGUUCAUUCUAGAAAAAACGAAGAACAUGGGAUAUUGCUUGUUGUGUAUGUAAACCGUCGUAGAUUUCCAAGAUAUUAGUACAGAAAGAUGCCGUUGGCUGUAAGAGAUUACACAUGGGAGGAAACGGAGAAAAUGGUGUUUCUUACUGUGCCUUUGAAAGGGGUAAAGGCCAACAAAGUCAACAUUCUGAGUUCGGAAGACUAUAUAAAGGUAAGCUACCCUCCCUAUUUCUUUGAGUGCUUUCUAUGUGAGAGUGUUGAUGAUGUGUCCAGUACAGCGCAGAUUGGAAAUGGUGCUGUUGUGUUCAAACUUCAGAAGAAAGAACCACAGCUGUGGAAUCAUUUACAUCAUGACAAGUCAGAUGAUAAAGAAUUCACAAAACGAAUGAGAGAGGAAGCAGUAACACGUAACCAGGAGAGAGCAGAGGUGUCUGCCAAGGAGAAGGCAGAGAAAAAGAAGGAAAAUGAAAAAUACGCCAUGAAUGAAAUGAUGAAGCUUGAACAAGAGGAAAGAGAUAGAAUUUCAAACAUAAAAGAAUCUGAGAAGAAGAAAGCAAUGGAGGAACUUGAAAUUUGGAAAGAGGAACAGAGACAAGCAGCAGAACGGGAAAAAAAUAGGAUCCUCGAAGAAGGAAGGGCAAAAGAAGCAGCUCGUAAAGAGGAGAUGAGGAAAGAAAAGAAGAAGAAAAGUAAAAAUAUUUUUGAAGAUGCUAGUAAUGGAAUGCCAACAAGAGAUGUUGGUAGAAUAGAGAUUAAGUUCACUCCUCGAGUAUUUCCCACACCUGUCAGAGAAUCGCAAUCACAUCUCGAAGACGAAUGGUUGAAAAAGCAAGCAGAAGCCAGGAGAAUUACAGAAAUAGAAGAUGAAGACUUGACAGAGGAAGAAAAAGACCCAAUAUAUCUCAGGGACAAGGGCGUUUCAUUUUUCAAGUCAGGAAAUUACCAAGCUGCUGUCAAUGCCUUUACCACAGCUCUACGAUUCAAUCCUAAAAUGCCAUCAUUAUAUUCAAAUAGAGCAGCUUGCCAUUUGAAAACUAGAAAUUUCUUCAAGUGUAUCGAAGAUUGUUCAAAGGCAAUGGAUCUUCUGAGUCCUCCUGUUCCGCAGAAUGCCAGCAGCAGAUGUAAAGCUCUCGUCCGCAGGGGUACUGCUUUUUGUGAGCUGGAGAUGUAUGUAGAAGGUUUACAGGAUUAUGAAGCAGCUCUCAAAAUUGAUCCCAAUGAUAAGCAAGUGCGUGAGGAUGCUGAAAAAAUGAGAAAAAUAAUUCAGUCAAGUUCAGAAAGCUGACAAAAUGGAAAUGGUAUAUAUUAUUAGAAAUCUGGCAAAAUGUGAGCUGGGAAAUCCUCCAUGUCUGGUGCAAUUCUCCAUGACAGUGUAAAUAAGUCAAAGACUUGUUAUUAAACUUACACUGUUGUCUAAAGGGAAUUGAAGUUUUUCAUCAUGACAAUGAUGAUGAAGAAGAUAAGGUGACGAGUGUUGUAGCAAACAAGUUUACUACAUGUACAUGUGUACAUCAAAAAGAAAAAGUUUUUCUUCCAUUUCAUUUCAUUCUUUAUUAUUAAUACAAUUGAAAACUACAUUCUGUAUAAGUACGUAUAAGGAUGUCUGGUUUUAUAUCAUAUGAAAUUAAAAACUGUGCAUCAAA
Messenger RNA from Ostrea edulis (European flat oyster), 1691 nucleotides. Its product is annotated as dynein axonemal assembly factor 4-like. Gene Ontology annotation, molecular function: protein binding. The coding region runs from base 137 to 1333 and encodes 398 amino acids. Gene Ontology annotation, biological process: inner dynein arm assembly; cilium movement; outer dynein arm assembly. The record is from RefSeq and is a predicted model, not a curated record. The transcript is spliced from 11 exons. NCBI's taxonomy places the organism in Eukaryota, Metazoa, Mollusca, Bivalvia, Ostreida, Ostreidae.